UGUUGCGACACACUCCUCCGUAAUCCCGUGGGAGGUCGAGACACACUCAAGAACAGGAAUCUCGCCAUCGAUUCAAUUCCUGCUGCUGGAGUAUAUAGAUACAAGCGAGAAAUGUGUCUUGCUCGCUAGAAAGAGGACAAAGACCACGACUUGAUACGAGAUGUCGACCCCAAUUUACGAGGGCGCCCAGCCCAAGUACAAUACAGGAACCGCAUCCGACGACCAGCCUGGAGAGGCAGAAGCUGGCCAACAGUACAACUUCCCCGUCGAAGAAGAUAUGGUGGAUGAUCAGGGAAACCGGGUGCAGAUGCUUGUUGAACCUCCAGGAAAUGACGAGCAUGGGCUUCUACACACUACUCCCUCGCAGGAUCGAGAAAGGGCCAAUCGUCUAAACGAUGAUAUCACCAUGCUGCAGGCAGAGCGCAUGGUGUCCGAUGCAGAAGCUCCAGACAGAGAAAUGUCGCUCUCCAUUCGGCCUGCCCGCUCUCACCGGACGGAGCCCGUGGAUGAGUUUGACACGGCUACGAACCCCAUCCACGAACAUGCCUCGCUCUACAAACCACCAGAGAAUCCUACAACCUCCGUCGCUCGUUUCUUCAAGAAGGUCCACGAGUCAAGCUUUCUCGUCCGCUAUUUCACCUACAUCAUCCCGCUAGUGCUCAUCUUACUCAUUCCACUGUUGCUCGGCGCCUUUGUCUUCAAGGAUGCCACCGUUGGUGGCGUCAGCCUCCUCUGGUUCUCAGUCUGGCUGGAGAUUGUCUGGCUCACUCUCUGGGCGGGUAGAAUUGUCGCCAAAUUCCUCCAAUACCCCGUGGCCAUCAUCGCCAGUUUGUUCACCAAUAACUCGAAGAAGUGGCGGGAUCUGUCCGCUCAAUUGGAAUUGCCAGCUUCGCUGUUCUUCUGGUGGUUAAGUAUAGAAAUCUCAUUUCUACCAACAAUGAUAACCCACCAUGUUGAUGGGGAUCGCACAGUUAAAAAGUGGGAGGUGAUCGUGAACAAGAUCAUCAUCUCGAUCUUCGUGGGCAUGACGCUGAAUCUUAUCGAGAAGCUGAUAAUCCAGCUUAUCGCUAUCAGCUUUCACUUGCGAACAUACGCAGACCGAAUUGAAAUCAACAAGUUUCAGAUCGGCAGUCUGGCCAAGCUGUAUGCCUAUUCCAGGGAACACACGACUAUGAACGACUCGGAUCUGGAAGAGAAGUCUGAAAAGCGCAGUUCAGGGAAUAGAACUCCCAUGAUGUAUGCUGACCGAGCCCAGAGAGUUGCUCGCGGAGCCCUCAGUAAAGUCGGAGACGUUGCCGGGGCGGUUGCAGGCGACUUUACCGGUAGACGUGUCAAUUCAAGCAGGGAUCCUCAUCAGGUAGUCCUGACUCUACUUCGUUCGACUACUGGAAGUCAAGUACUAGCCCGUCGUUUAUACCGCACCUUUGUUAAAGAUGGCUUCGAUACUGUUUUCGCAGGGGACCUCAAGUCAGCAUUCGAUAACAACGACGAAGCUGAUGCUGCCUUCCAGAUGUUUGAUAGGGACAUGAAUGGUGACAUCUCAAUGGAGGAGCUUGAAGCUGUUUGCACCGAGACUGGAAAGGAGCGAAAAUCUAUCACUGCAUCUCUCAAGGAUCUAGACUCUGUCGUCUCCAAGCUUGAUGACGUAUUUUUCUUUAUCGUUGUUGUCAUCACUAUCUUGGUUUUCCUAUCCCUCAUCUCAGCGUCGACCGCUGGAGUCCUUACAUCUGCUGGAUCAACUUUGUUAGCUCUCUCCUGGCUCUUUUCUGCUACAGCUCAGGAGUUCCUACAGAGUAUCAUUUUUGUGUUCGUCAAGCAUCCUUUCGAUGUUGGUGAUCGAGUCUCUAUUUACGGUAAUACCGGUGCAAAUCUCACGGGAGACGAUUACUUCGUUAAGGAAAUUGCUCUUCUGUAUACGGAAUUCAAGAAGAUGCAAGGCCAUGUUGUCCAAGCUCCAAACAGCUAUCUGAAUACUCUCUUCAUUCUCAACCAGAGACGUAGCGGUGGCCUUGCCGAAGCUGUCCCAGUUGUAAUCAAAUAUGGCACCACGCUUGAGCAGAUCGAUGCCCUACGGCAGAAGCUUCUGGAUUUCGUGACAUCGGAGAAGCGCGAGUUCCAGACCCAGGUGUUGACUGAACUUAAGGAGGUGACGGAGAACUACUCUAUCACGCUCAACGUGGUCUUCUUCUACAAAUCAAACUGGCAGAAUGAACUCCUUCGUCUGCAGCGCCGUAACAAAUUCAUUUGCAACUUGAUGAUCUGUCUACAGGAACUCAACAUUGAAGGACCACGCAUGAACCUUGUCGGAUACCGAUCUGAUCUUCCAGCUCAUAUCGCCCAUCAAGGUGCUCCACCACAGUAUACAACCACUCCUACUUAUGGUGCCAACACCCCUGGAGGGAUGACCGAUGUAUCGCAGACUUCAGAAGCACGCGAUGCACUGGGUGAUCUAGCUUCGUCCUCGGCUGUACAGCCUCCACAUCAUACCCAGUCUAUCCUUCGACACCGUGACCGAUCUGGGACAACGGCCUCAAAUCGAUCCCAGACCAGUACUCACAAACGAGUCGACUUUUCCCUCGGUAUGAAAGCCUUGAGCUCAGACGACAUGAUAUCAGAUGUGUACUGGGACCGUGGCCAUCGUGUAGAGGAUAUUGUACGCUCUACUAACCUCGAAGCCGCUGAACGCCGCCAGCAAGAAAAGGAUUAUCAAGAGCGAGCCAAUGCACCUCUGGAAAGGAGCCCAACUAACCUGAGAAGCUCAAACGACUCCCAUCGGCCCAACUUUUCCCAGUCAAGAGGCAGUGUCUCUUCGUCCGUCUACCGGAGCCGGUUUUUCGGUCGCAUGGGAAGCGGUAGAGGAACACCGUCACGAAGUCGAACGCGUGAUGGAGGAGGCCGGUACGAAGACCUGGAACAAGGACGAUACCACGCUUCCGUAGCCGAUGAGGAGUCUGGCCCGGCUUCAGACCCAACCCCAGCGCCAGCUCCCCCAGCUCCUGGCCCAGACCAACCUCGAAAUCUUGACCCACGUUCCGGCAGCGUGGACACCCAGGGAAUGUACGAAGACGGCCAGACUCAGGGAACUAUGUGGUCCCCUGGCGUCGAGCGACACCCAACCCACGGCUCUGAGCGGCCACUGGACGAAAGUUACGAACUGCCUAAUUAUCAGCGACAAUAAGGCAAAGAUUUCUCUUUCACUGCUACUUAUUGAUAUCUUGCUUUUUUUGAUUUUUUGUCUUCCCCUUCAUGCACAUACCGUUUCUACCUCAUGCGGCCCGGAAGCCCGGCAGCUAACUAGAAGCUCCCCUCGUGUUGCCCUCCCUCCUUCGAACCUUUCAAAACCUGCUUCGUACUCGCUCUCACCUUUAGCACGUUGGAUUUCCAAGCGUCUUUCCAAAUGUUCAAUAAAAUAUUAGCAGCUAGCCACUAUAGCAAUAGAUUCCCAUUACAGCUUAUGCAGGAUGAGCUGAAACAUCCAAUGACUGACCCUAGUUAACUAAGUACACCCCUCCACGAUUCUCCGCUACAUGUCUCAGCUGCAUGUAUGCAUACGUCCCGUACCGCACUUUCCGCCCUACCG
Molecule: messenger RNA, 3580 nt
Organism: Trichophyton rubrum CBS 118892
Lineage: Eukaryota; Fungi; Ascomycota; Eurotiomycetes; Onygenales; Arthrodermataceae
Exons: 1
Coding region: 161-3178 (1005 amino acids)
Biological process (GO): calcium ion transmembrane transport; intracellular calcium ion homeostasis
Cellular component (GO): membrane
Molecular function (GO): calcium ion binding; calcium channel activity
Source: RefSeq, a predicted model, not a curated record